AGUAAUGGUUAGCUGACCAAAUCUCUCUGUUGGCCAAAAUUAUGCGAGUAAACUGCGCUAAUACUGGAGCAGUGAUUAUUUUUGGGAGAACUGAAUGGACAGAAUACUGGAAUAAAUUAUAUCUACCGUUCUGUGUCUCUCAGUAAACUUAUUUACGGAGGAUCCCGCUAACACCAGGAGAAUGAAUUUCAAGGAUUCAGUAUGCUUAUUUUCUAAUUUUUCGUGAAUUGAGGGGAACUUGAGAGAAGAUCUGUGAAAAUGUGUGAAACGAACCAAACUUCUGUGCAGCCACAGCUAUAUAACUGUGAAUCAACUUUAGGAAAUGCUAGCUGUCAAAAAUCGACAAAAGAAAAGCCUCGUCCAAAACCACAGACGUGUAAAGUGUGUGGGAAAGUACUCGCUUCAGCAUCCUCAUAUUAUGUUCAUAUGAAGCUACACUCUGGCGAUAAACCAUUUCAGUGUAAGUUAUGUGAAGCAAGUUUCAGUCGCAAACCAUAUUUGGAAGCCCAUGUUAGAACGCACACGGGGGAACGUCCAUUUCAGUGCAAUGUAUGUCUUAAAUGGUUUAGCCAGAAAAGCAGUCUCAACACACACAAGCGGGCACACACAGGGGAGAGACCCUAUUCUUGUGAUAUGUGCGGAAAAAAAUUUGCUGUCAAGAGCUAUUUGACAGCACAUAAAUGGAGUCAUGUUGUAGAUAUGCCUUUAGUUUGUGGAAAAUGUAAUGUAACAUUUACCUCAAAACAGGAUUAUGCUUUGCACGAGAGAUUACAUGCAACAGGCUUGAACUUUGAGUGUCAUGUCUGUGGCCGUACAUUUGCUAAAGACAGUUACCUGAUUCGUCAUGUGAAUCGCGUUCAUCAUAGUGUAAAGGAGGUAGCAAAUGACCCGUCUGGAAAGCAAGUGGCUAGUAUAAACUCUGACAUACAUAAUGCAUACACAGGUGAAGUAUCGAAGAACAACAUGCUUGUAAAUAGUGGGCACCCAGGUGACAGUCCCACAGACCAAAUGACACAGCCAAGUGAAGAAGGUAGAGGUACACUUUCAAGUGAUCUGCUUGCACACAGUGUUGCAUAUAACCAUUUUAUGGUACCAUGCUGAGAAUAUUCUCAAGAUUGUGUGUUUGGACUGAUUUGAAAUGUAAAAAUACUAGCUGCUUUGAGUAUUGUUUUCCUUGUGGACUGUGUUAUUUUGACGCAUGCAUAUCUUAAAACUAGUCUAAUUUAAUGGAAAUACAUUACAUGUUUCCAGAAUCUCAGAAUGCUUUUAGAGCUUCUGUGUAAAUAA
This is a messenger RNA of Schistocerca nitens (vagrant locust), 1287 nucleotides long. RefSeq names its product gastrula zinc finger protein XlCGF7.1-like. Gene Ontology annotation, cellular component: nucleus. Gene Ontology annotation, molecular function: RNA polymerase II cis-regulatory region sequence-specific DNA binding; DNA-binding transcription factor activity, RNA polymerase II-specific. Lineage: Eukaryota; Metazoa; Arthropoda; Insecta; Orthoptera; Acrididae. Bases 259 to 1101 code for a protein of 280 amino acids. The record is from RefSeq and is a predicted model, not a curated record. The transcript has 2 exons. Gene Ontology annotation, biological process: regulation of transcription by RNA polymerase II.